This is a messenger RNA of Microthlaspi erraticum, 525 nucleotides long. Lineage: Eukaryota; Viridiplantae; Streptophyta; Magnoliopsida; Brassicales; Brassicaceae. The record is from the annotation of a GenBank genome assembly.
AUGGAUAAUCCACUUUUGUACAUCGCGUCUGUGUACGAAGCAUUUGAUGACGAACCUGGAAAAUUUGAGGAGUUUUUGAAGCUCGCUGGAGAUGCUACUACCGCUGCUUGUAAUAAAAACGACAAAGCUACUGCCAUUGUGAGUAUGGAUCAGCUCAUGAAAGGGCACGAGAAUUUGCUUCAGGGCUUAGGUGUCUUCUUUCCAAAUGCUCAUAGAGUGUCUCAUGCAACGACUUUCCUCGAUAACGUGAAGAAAGGGUUCGUCGAUGUGCAGGCAAGAUGCGAGAGGUCUGUGUAUGACUCAGUUCUCUCGGCACUGGUAAAACAUAAAAAUAGGAAGACGUCGUUAGAGAAGAUGCAACAGGAGAAAAACGAAUGCUUAGUGAUGGGGAUGGGGUGGGGUCUGAAUCUGUGUAACCACUUGAAGAAGCGGUCCAAAGGUGACGACCUCAUCCUCCUAGUCCUCGGAAGAGCUCUGAAUAGUGGCCGCACCACCACUCGAAGCUUAAGCCCAGCCUCACAUUGA